Messenger RNA from Oncorhynchus tshawytscha (Chinook salmon), 2898 nucleotides. RefSeq names its product inactive dipeptidyl peptidase 10-like. The transcript is spliced from 26 exons. The coding region runs from base 211 to 2595 and encodes 794 amino acids. NCBI's taxonomy places the organism in Eukaryota, Metazoa, Chordata, Actinopteri, Salmoniformes, Salmonidae. Gene Ontology annotation, biological process: proteolysis. Gene Ontology annotation, molecular function: dipeptidyl-peptidase activity; serine-type peptidase activity. The record is from RefSeq and is a predicted model, not a curated record.
AUAUGCUUCUUUGAAAUGCGAGCGCCAGUAGAUUUCUUGAAAUCGUGAUGCCCCCUACUUGACUUGAGUUAACAUUUCUCGAUUGUGUUGUGUGUCAAGCCCCUCGCCAUUCUCUGGGUUGAUACGUAGCUACCCCGAAAGGUCUGUGCAUACAUUGCACACAUUAUCGAGUCCAUCUGACCGAGGAGGUCCGAAAAUCAAGAUUCCACAAUGACAGCUUCAAAAGAAGGAGAGGAGGACUUUGUGCAAUUAAGCCCUGAAUCGAGGAACUACAAAGGAAUAGCCAUCUCCCUGCUGGUCAUAGUGGCAGUUUGCUCCCUCAUCACAAUGUCUGUCUUUGUUCUCACACCAGUGGAACUUCCUGGUGCGGCUAACUCCAGACUUACUGUGCUGGACCUGUUCAAGCCAGAGUUCUCGGUGCACGAUCCUGAGGCCAGGUGGAUAAGUGAUUCAGAGGUUUUGUACAGGAACCGAGACGGCCACGUCAUCAAGUUCAACUUUGCUUUAAACGAAACAGAAAUGAUCCUGAGAAAUAGCACGUUUGUGUCUUUCAAAGUUGCCAAAUAUUCUCUCUCUCCAGACAUGAAAUAUGUGCUAUUUGCUUACGAAGUGAAACAGGUGUAUAGACAUUCCUAUACUGCAGCGUACAUUGUUUACAACAUCCACACAAGGGAGGUGUGGGAGUUGAAUCCUCCGGAGGUCCAGAAUGCAGUGCUCCAGCAUGCAGCGUGGGGUGUGAAGGGACAGCAGCUGAUCUACAUCUUUGAAAACAACAUCUAUUACCAAUCAGAUGUGCAGAGCAAUUCUCUUAGAAUUACUUCGUCGGGAGAGGAAGGAGUCAUAUUUAAUGGAAUCGCUGACUGGCUGUAUGAAGAGGAGAUUCUGCAGUCACACAUAGCACACUGGUGGUCACCUGACGGAGAGAGACUGGCCUUCCUCAUGAUCAACGAUACCCUGGUACCUACCAUGUUCCUGCCCCGGUUCACUGGCAGCCCCUACCCCAGGUCACAGGAGUACCCAUACCCCAAGGCUGGCCAGCCCAACCCUACAGUCAGGCUGUUGGUGGUGAACCUGUACGGUCCCACACACACUCAGGAGCUGGUACCACCUGAUGGCCUGAGAGGAAGAGAACACUAUGUGAGUAUGGUGAAGUGGAUCAGCAACACCCAUGCAGCAGUUCGAUGGCUCAACCGGCCCCAGAAUGUGUCCUUCCUCACUGUGUGUGACGCCACCGUCGGAUCCUGUGUACAGAAACAUGAGGAAGCUUCAGAUCUCUGGCUCACCAGACAGAACCAGAAGCCAGUGUUUUCAAAGGACAGGAGCAGGUUUUUCCUGACCAUACCGGUGAAGCAGGGGGGACAAGGAGACUUCCAUCAUAUUGCCAUGUUCACCAAAUCGUUCAGAAGUGAUCAAAAUGAUGUCCGUCACUUGACGUCAGGCAACUGGGAGGUGACCAAGAUAUUAGCUUAUGAUGAGGGGGAGCAAACCAUAUAUUUUAUCAGUACUCAAGACUCCCCACAAAAGAGACACGUGUACAGUGCAUCUACUAUUGGUCUGUUCUCUCAACGAUGUUUGACCUGUGAGGUGAACCAGGAAGCAUGCGCGUUCUUUGAUGCAGACAUCAGCCCGAACAAACAGCAUGUUAUUCUACAGUGUAAAGGUCCCGGUGCUCCAUCUGUGAUGCUGCAGAGUUUUAAUGAUGUAAACACUUACUUUAUAUUGGACAACAACAUGCCUCUGAGAGCUGCCUUGGAAAUGAAAAAGAUCUCUAAGUCAGAUGUCAGGGUUAUUCCAAGUGAAGACUUUGAGCUGCCUUUGAAACUCACCUAUCCACUUGACUUUUCUGAAUCUCUUCUCUAUGGCCUUCUUUUGAUUGUUGAUGGUGGGCCUGGCAGUCAGUCGGUGAGUGAUGAGUAUGAGCUGGGUUGGGACUCGGUGCUGGUAAGUUGUGAUGAGGUGAUCGUGGCCAGGCUGGACGGCAGGGGGACAGGCUUCCGGGGCCUGAGAGUCCUGCAGCAGGUCCACCAGCGCCUGGGUACCGUGGAUGUUCAGGACCAGAUAGCUGCACUGGAAUACUUGAUGACACUCCCAUACAUUGACCGCGCGCGGAUCGGAAUCUACGGAAAGGGAUACGGUGCUUACCUCACCUUGAUGCUUCUGAGGUCCACUGCGCUGAUUAAGUGUGCAGCUGCUAAUUCCCCAGUGGUUGACUGGAAACUUUAUGCUUCAGCAUUUUCAGAGCGAUACUUUGGCCUGACGUCAAAGAACGACAACAGAUAUCAAGUUUCUAGAGUACUUCCAAAUAUGAAAGGGUUGCAAGGAAACAUGAUGAAAGGACCGCAAGGACCGGAUUUUCUGUUGAUUCAUGGAACCGCUGAUGCAAAUGUUCAUUUCCAACAUUCAGCAGAGUUGAUUAAGCACUUGAUCAAAAUUGGAGCGAACUACACAAUGCAGCUCUACCCAGAUGAGGGCCACUUCCUGUCCCUGCAGAGCCAGAAGCACCUGUCUGAGUCCCUGGUUGGCUACUUCAGAACAUGUUUUCAGGACUUCAGCACACCGCUACCUGAGGAGAUAGGGAAAGAGGAUGAUGACUGACAGGGUUGGGGUUAAACGAUGACUGACUGGUUUAGGGAUAGAUGAUGACUGACAGGGCUAGGUUUAGAUGGUGACUGACAGGAGGACGUGCAGGCGGGCCAUGUGUGGAUCUGGGAUCGCUUAUGUUGAAGCAGUACAAUGACUGCUCUGCCCUCGCGAGGGAUGUUUGCUGUUGAUUAGGUGUCCAAUGUAGGCAAGACAUACAGUUGAAAUUGGAAGUUGACAUACACUUAUGUUGGAGUCAUUAAAACUUGUUUUUCAACCACUACACAAAUUUCUUGUUAAUUAACAAACUAUAGUUUU